This is a messenger RNA of Anneissia japonica, 1893 nucleotides long. RefSeq names its product putative sodium-coupled neutral amino acid transporter 11. The coding region runs from base 143 to 1576 and encodes 477 amino acids. Gene Ontology annotation, molecular function: amino acid transmembrane transporter activity. Lineage: Eukaryota; Metazoa; Echinodermata; Crinoidea; Comatulida; Comatulidae. The record is from RefSeq and is a predicted model, not a curated record. The transcript has 13 exons. Gene Ontology annotation, biological process: amino acid transmembrane transport.
GUCGAGUCGAGUUGGUGCAGAUGCGAAAGGCAGGCCUGAUGCUUGUUGAUUUGGAAGAUCAUCUCGUUUCUACCUAUAAUUCGGAGUUUUACUAGGCCUAGGUAACUUAAUCUACCGCAAGUUGUGUUCAAGGGAUAGUAAAAUGGAUUCUACUAAAGAAGCAACUGAACGGACCCAUAUCGUGGACAAGUCCGAGCCUCUAAAUGGAGCCAUCAAUACAAGCGAUAAGGUCGAGCUGAUAGAGGACGGAGCUUUAGAAGAAGAGGAGAAACAGAGUUCAGUUACUGGGGCAAGCUUCAAUACAGCUAAUAGUAUUCUGGGCUCUGGAAUCAUAGGUAUUCCUUAUGCUAUGAUGAAGUCUGGUCUGCCUUUUGGCAUUAUUCUUCUGAUAUUGGUUGCAGGAAUAACAGAUUAUUCCUUGGUACUACUUAUUAAAGGAGGGCAUUUGUCUGGCCGUGACACAUAUCAAGGGCUAGUAGAAGUAGCGUUUGGUAGAUUCGGCUACUAUUUCCUAACCGUUAUCCAAUUUCUCUAUCCCUUCAUUGCAAUGAUCAGCUAUAAUGUCAUCAUUGGAGAUACGAUUACAGCAGUUUUUAUAAGAGUCUUUGAUGAGGAACAUGUGCUGGCCAAUCGCUACUUCGUUAUAUCAUUAGUAACUGUAUUUAUAACAUUACCAAUAUCAUUAUACCAGAAUGUUGCUAAGUUAGUCAAGAUAUCGAUAGCGUCACUGGUUCUAGUUUUCUUUAUCAUGGUUGUUGUGAUAAUUCGAUACACAUCUUUAGAUUUACCAUCGACACCUGAUCCAUGGGUAUUUGCUAAAAUUACAUUCCCAGAAUCCAUUGGCAUCAUGGCAUUCGCAUUUAUCUGUCACCACAACUCUUUCCUCUUGUACACAUCAUUGGAGGAUCCCACUGUUGAUAAAUGGUCAACGGUCACACAUCUUGCUGUGUUAAUUUCUUUUGUACCUUGUGCAAUUUUCGGAAUUUUUGGCUAUGCAACAUUUACUGGCAACACUCAGGGUGACAUCUUAGAAAACUAUUGUUAUGAUGAUGAUCUGGCCAACGCCGCCCGACUGGUGUUUGCCAUCACUAUCAUGUGUACCUUCCCACUGGAAUGCUUCGUUUGCCGUGAGGUUCUGGAAAACUUUUGUGUACAUCAAAGGUGGGUAGAAGAACCACAGCCAUACACACGGCAUCUUAUUUUCACGCUCGUGGUUGCUGGACUUGUUCUGGGGUUCUCUAUGAGUACAGCAUGCCUAGGUAUAGUACUCUCUCUCAAUGGUAUCCUGUGUGCUAUUCCAUUGGUGUUUAUCCUACCAACUCUGUCAUACAUCAAGUUAGAGUCAGGUUCUCUAUUGUCAAAACAAAAAAUCCCAGCUUUGAUAAUUGCAAUAUUUGGAUGUCUAGUAUUUAUCUGUGGAGUUGUAAUUUUAGUGGUGAAUUCGGGUGAAGGACGGUGUGAAACAGUUGUGGAUUUAUCAUAUUGUAAUGCCUCAGAUUUGAUCACAACGAGUACAUUCACGCAAAAAUUAACCACGAUAGGAAGUACAGUCGCCACAUCUAUUGGGCCAACAUAGAAUUAGAGAGUACGGAAGACAUUUCGUUACAUUAUAUCUGAAUUUUAUUAGUGCAAUAGUUAAUCAUUGUUCAUGUGAUAUGUAAGAAUAAAAAAAUAAUUUUUGGUCUUUAAAUAAUACAAAAAAAUUAUAUCAAACAAUAAUUACAAUAUUGGAUUAUGUGAGAAAAUUUGUAACUGUUUGUGUAAUGUUUUCAUUAGAAUUUCUCUAAGAUAUAUCUAUAGCUCUUGUCGAUGGCAUGCAAUGUGACAUGAGAAAGAGACAUAAUGCUUCAUUUUUUUAUUAGACAGCUUAAAUUGGUGUUCUUGUCGUGAAAA